Messenger RNA from Eimeria maxima, 978 nucleotides. RefSeq lists its product as hypothetical. The coding region runs from base 1 to 978 and encodes 325 amino acids. The transcript has 2 exons. The record is from RefSeq and is a predicted model, not a curated record. NCBI's taxonomy places the organism in Eukaryota, Apicomplexa, Conoidasida, Eucoccidiorida, Eimeriidae.
AUGAUACCCAUGCAGCAACAGCAGGAGCAACGGCAGCAGCAGCAAGACUCUGGGUGGAACGACCAACAAAGAGAUGAGUUGAGGUUGCCAUCCGUCGAAGAAGAGAAGAAGACUUCCACAGCAGCCGUGCAGCAGCAGCUGCUGGAGCUGCUGGAGCUGCAGCAGCAACUGCAAGCCGAUGCUUCGGGUCAGGGUAUAGAGCAGCAGCAACAACAGCUGCAACAGCAGCAGCAACAGCGGGGUCCUUGGGUGUAUGAAAACUUAAAGAGACUGCUGCCUCCUCAGUUGUCGUCGUGGGUUGUUAAAACCGCGAAGGAAAACAGCAGCAGCAGCAGCGACAGCAGCAGCAGCAGCAGCGACAGUAGUAACAGCAGCAGCAGCGAGAACGGCAGCAGCAGCAGCAGCAGUGAGAACGGCAGCAGCAGCAGCGGCAACGGCAACAACGUUAGCUGCAACAACAACGCGUGCGCCAACGGCAGCAUCAGCAGCAGCAGCAACAGCAACAGCAACAGCAGCAGAGAAGGCCCCCACCUUGUUGCAGCGCUUCGCGAGUUGCUCUUAGCAGUUGUUAAGCGCCAAGCAACAACCAACAGCAGUACAGUGUCUGCUUCAGAAGGUGCAGGAGCAGCUGCUUCAGUAGAAGCAGCAACAGCACAAAGGGAAGAAGACACGGCAGCUACCCCACAGCUAGGGUCUGCAGCUGCUGCAGGGGCUGCAACUGCAGACACCGCAGCACCGAUUCGUGCCUCGUCAUCUGGGCGAAAGAAGCAACUCAAGCAGCAGCAACAACAACAGCAGCAUCAGCAGACGCAGCAAGCAGUUACUUCUCGCGGACGACCUCGUGUGCGCUCUUCCGCUGCUGCUGCAUCACCGUUUCCCCACCAGCAACAACAGCAGCAACAGCAGCAACAACAGCAUCAGCAGCAGCAUGUCGAGGGAGAAGGUGGCGAUUGGUUGCUGCGAUUCUCACUGCUGUAG